AUGCUAUUACUGCGUUAUAUUGAACACUGCCUGGUACAGGAAUUCAUUGCUAGCCAGAUUCCAGAAAUCCCUAUCCAUCAACCUUCUGCUCAGCAUCAAUGGCGCCCUCCAGAACCAGAUGCAGUCAAAGUGAACUUCGAUGCGGCGCUCUUCAAGCGGACGAACUCAGCUGGUAUUGGCAUCAUCGCACGUGAUUGGAGAGGAGGUUCCCUUGCUGCCUUGUCCAUGCCUAUUCCGCUAUCUUCAUCAGUUGCUGAUAUGGAAGCGCUGGCCUGUCUCAGAGCGGUCCAAUUAGCAGCAGAGUUGGAGUUUCAAUGCGUAAUCUUUGAAGGUGACUCGGCCACAGUCAUUUCUGCAGUAAACCAGGGGUCUUCACUACUAUCUUCCUUUGGAAAUAUUGUUGACGAUAUUCGGUAUUUACUUCCUAGUUUUUCUUCAGCUACUUUUAGUCAUGUCAACCGCACUGGUAAUUUAGUUGCGGAUGCUCUCGCAAAAAAGGCUUCUUCCAACGCUGGUAGCCAAGUUUGGAUGAAUGCUUUACCUUCAGACAUUGCCGUUUUGGUAGACUUUGAUGUUCAUUAG
This is a messenger RNA of Quercus robur (English oak), 582 nucleotides long. RefSeq lists its product as uncharacterized. Gene Ontology annotation, molecular function: nucleic acid binding; RNA-DNA hybrid ribonuclease activity. The transcript has a single exon. The coding region runs from base 1 to 582 and encodes 193 amino acids. Lineage: Eukaryota; Viridiplantae; Streptophyta; Magnoliopsida; Fagales; Fagaceae. The record is from RefSeq and is a predicted model, not a curated record.